Messenger RNA from Hevea brasiliensis (rubber tree), 2416 nucleotides. RefSeq names its product DEAD-box ATP-dependent RNA helicase 18. Gene Ontology annotation, cellular component: nucleolus. The record is from RefSeq and is a predicted model, not a curated record. Gene Ontology annotation, molecular function: nucleic acid binding; ATP binding. The transcript is spliced from 11 exons. The coding region runs from base 304 to 2082 and encodes 592 amino acids. Lineage: Eukaryota; Viridiplantae; Streptophyta; Magnoliopsida; Malpighiales; Euphorbiaceae.
UCAGAUUCUCACAACCAACAAUUCCAAGCUCCUGAAGAGAAGACAGAUCACAAUACUAUAGUACACAUGUCGAGAAGCAGACUCGCUCUCUUGUCGAGAAGACGAUAGGUCGCUGAAUUCUGGAUCCGAAACGAAUAGUCGUUUUUUAAAAAAGGCCCGUAUAAACGAAACCGACACCGUACCGCCCUAUUUUUGUCCUAAGCUACCACUAAACGGUGCCGUGUGACUGAUUUCAAAUACAUAUUCUUCUACAGAUUUCUUAGGGAACCAAAUUAACGGCGGCGGGUACCUGAUUCUGAAGCAAUGGACAUCACCGAUUCGCUGUAUCCAAAUAGAGCGUUAACGGAAACGCGCUUCUCCGAUCUAAAACCGUCACUCUCAGAGCCUGUUCUCGAAGCUCUAACUCUAGCAGGUUUCGAAUAUUGCACGCCGGUCCAAGCAGCCACGAUUCCGCUACUAUGCAGCUACAAGGAUGUUGCAGUCGACGCCGCAACCGGCUCUGGAAAAACCCUUGCUUUCGUAGUCCCCCUUGUCGAGAUUCUCCGUCGAGCCUCCUCUCCUCCCAAACCCCACCAGGUGAUGGGAAUAAUUCUCUCUCCUACUAGGGAGUUGUCAUCACAAAUAUAUAACGUUGCUCAACCUUUCAUUGCAACUUUAUCGAAUGUUAAGUCGAUUCUCCUUGUUGGCGGGGUGGAUGUGAAAGCUGAUUUGAAGAAAAUAGAGGAGGAAGGAGCUAAUUUAUUGAUUGGAACGCCUGGAAGGCUUUAUGACAUCAUGGAACGUGUGGAUUUCCUGGACUUUCGAAACCUUGAGGUUUUAAUCUUGGAUGAGGCUGAUCGACUCUUGGAUAUGGGAUUCCAAAAGCAGAUAAAUUCCAUUAUAUCUCACUUACCCAAGCUUCGCAGGACUGGUCUUUUCUCAGCUACUCAAACUGAGGCAGUUGAAGAGUUGUCCAAAGCUGGACUGAGGAAUCCUGUGAGGGUUGAAGUUCGAGCAGAAACCAAAUCACUGAAUGAAUCAGCAUCUUUGCAAUUAGCUUCUUCAAAAACACCUUCAGGCCUUCAACUUGAGUAUUUGGAAUGCGAAGCAGAUAAUAAACCGUCUCAGCUUGUUGAUCUCCUUAUUAAGAACAAGUCAAAAAAGAUUAUAAUAUACUUUAUGACUUGUGCGUGUGUUGAUUAUUGGGGUGUUCUUCUUCCACGGCUUAGUGCUUUAAAGGGCUUCUCUUUGAUUCCUCUUCAUGGGAAAAUGAAGCAGACUGCAAGAGAGAAAGCAUUGGCUUCAUUUACAUCUCUCACAAAUGGGAUUCUUCUAUGUACGGAUGUUGCAGCACGUGGACUUGAUAUUCCAGGUGUUGAUUGUAUAGUGCAGUAUGAUCCUCCUCAGGAUCCAAACGUUUUCAUUCACAGAGUUGGCCGAACUGCUCGGUUGGGUAGACAAGGAAGCGCUAUCGUUUUCCUUUUGCCAAAGGAGGAAGCUUAUGUAGAAUUUCUGCAUAUAAGAAGGGUUCCUCUUCAAAAGAAGGAAGGUUCAGAUGACGCUCCUGAUGUUGUUCCUCAGAUACGGUCUGCUGCCAAGAAGGACCGAGAUGUCAUGGAGAAGGGACUGAGAGCAUUUGUUUCAUUUAUCCGUGCAUAUAAAGAGCAUCAUUGCUCGUACAUUUUCAGAUGGAAAGAACUUGAAGUUGGGAAGUUGGGCAUGGGAUAUGGCUUAUUGCAGCUUCCUUCAAUGCCUGAGGUAAAGCACCACUCACUUUCAACCAUUGGUUUUACUCCAGUUGAAGACCUCAAAUUGGAGGACAUCAAAUACAAGGAUAAAUCUCGGGAGAAACAAAGGAAGAGGAAUUUGCAAGUGAAGAAAGAAGCACAACAGCAAGAACCAAAACCUCAGAAGCCCAACAAGGCCCCCAAUGCUGCCCCAACGGUUAUGAGGAAAAAAACAGCUAAGCAGAGACGGGCUGCCCAGACAAUUGAAGAUGAAGAUGAAUUAGCGAGGGAAUAUCGAUUACUGAAAAAGCUAAAGAAGGGGACCAUCGAUGAAAGUGAAUUUGCAAAGUUAACUGGAACUGAAGAAUUACUAUAAAAAUGCAUGAUCUGCAACUGGCCAUUUUGUGAACUGACAUGCUUAGGUUUCUGCUGGGACCUGACACUAGAGCUUACAAAAGAGAAAAGGGAGUUAAAGCACUUAUUAUGCAGGUUGACUGCAUCUGGAGGUUUUGUUGAAGACUAGAUUGGCACAACAGAUUGAGUUCUAGAUUUUCUUUCAAUGUUAUUUCUAUCUUAGAUCAAAUUUCAUGCAUUGUAUUUAAAUAUUGCAAGAAAAGGAUCAAAACCAAAGGAUUUGUAUCUUGAUGUUGGUUAUUACAGAUCUAUACACAAAUAAAAAAAUUUUGAUCCUACAGCACAUUUUAUUCAAA